Molecule: messenger RNA, 1911 nt
Organism: Sporisorium graminicola
Lineage: Eukaryota; Fungi; Basidiomycota; Ustilaginomycetes; Ustilaginales; Ustilaginaceae
Exons: 2
Coding region: 1-1911 (636 amino acids)
Biological process (GO): DNA-templated DNA replication; error-prone translesion synthesis
Cellular component (GO): epsilon DNA polymerase complex
Molecular function (GO): DNA binding
Source: RefSeq, a predicted model, not a curated record
AUGGCAGCCACAACAGCAGUACCACCACCAGAACUGCGCAGAAUCAUCUUGCGCGUGUUCACCACCAAGCACUCUCUCCAGCUCCACUCAUCUGCGAUCUCGUUCAUAACCUCGACGCUGGCCGAGCAUGGGCUGCUGGACCAGCCACUAGAAUGGGAGGAGGCCAUCGACGCACUCGCUCAAGGCGUCGUUGAAGGCCAGUCCGAUAUUGACCCAAAGGCGCCUUCGACGUCUCGUGGACCGGCAGCACGUUCUCGAGAGGCCGACGACGAUGACGGCGCCGGACCAUCGGACGUGGUGACGGCUGCAGCGCUGGAGAAGGUGUACUCGAGGCUCGUCGUUGCUGAUUCUGCCGCACACGCGGGUGCUAUAGACACUGCAGCGAACGGCGUACCUCGACACGCGCACGAGCUUACGGAUGGAGAGCUGCCGGAUCCACAUCGAUACUUUGGCGUGCAUUCUGCUUUUACGCAGCCCAAGCUCGCCUUUGAUCCGAUCCGUAAAGUGUUUGAGCCGGCGACGCUCGCGCCUACCGUUCUUCCGACGGCGGGGACACGAUCUAUGUUCCCGCGCCAACGGUAUCAUAUCCUCAAGAGCGUCAUUUCGAGAAACGAGAACUUUUGCCCGCCGCUGGCUAUCCCCACUGCAUCGGGGCGCAGCAGCAACAGCAAGGACAACCUCGCCGAUGGGUUUAUGAAGCUCACUUCAACCAAGAAUCUGUUGGGCAGGCAGGGGCAGCGAUUCCUGCUGUUUGGGAUGCUCAGCACGUCGUCGGAUGGAAGGUACGAGCUCGAGGAUGCAGAUGGAACGGUCGGGUUGGAUCUGGCAGACGCGAUUCCGGGAGAAGGCAUCUUCACCGAGGGCAGCCUGAUCCUCGUCGAAGGGGAGUAUACCGUCGAGGAGCGCAUUCGCGUAUUCGCCAUCGGUCAUCCUCCGAGCGAAACGCGCGCACAGGCUCGAUCAAUCCACGCGCAUACGGACUUCCUCGGCCCACCGCAACCGCCCUCGCUCGCCUCGAGCUCCGCACCGAGCGCGGGGCGAGCGACGACGGCGUGGAGAGGCGCCAUGUCGGUGAAGGAAGAAGCGGCAUUCCAGGUGCACGAAGCCAACCAUUCGGAGCUGUGCUUUGUCAUCUUCUCGGACCUGCACCUGGACCACGCCAAGACCAUGUCGGCGUUCGCCACUGUGCUGCAGGGCUACGUGGACGCGGACUUUAUCCCGUUUGCGCUGGUGCUGUGCGGCAACUUUGCCAGCCAGCAGUACUCGUCCGCAGACAUGAUGCAGAGGUACAAAGCAGGAUUCGCCGCACUGGGCGACACGCUGUCGUCGUUCCCCAGCGUCGUCCGCACGAGUCAUAUUAUUCUAGUGCCCGGCCCGCAGGAUCCGUUCUCGUCGAGCCUGGUGCCACGCCCGGCACUGCCCGAGGCGUUGGUGCAGCCACUGCUGUCCAAGCUGAAAGCGCUGCAGGGGACGGUGCAUCUGGCGUCGAACCCGUGCCGGAUCUCGUACUUUUCGCAGCAGCUGGUGGUGUACCGCGACGACACGAUGACGCGCUUCUUGCGCAACACGGUGCGCAUCAAGGACGAAACGCACGAGCAGGAGAGAGAGCAGAGGGAGCGCGACGAGAGGGAUCUCAAGAAGUUUUUGGUCUCGACCGUGCUGGACCAGGCGCAUCUGGUGCCCUUGGCGCAGAGGAUCCGACCGGUGCUCUGGGACCACGACCAUGCGUUGAGCCUGUACCCAAUGCCCACUGCUUUGGUGCUGGCAGACGCAUACGAUCGGUACGAGUUGACGUACGAAGGCUGUCAUGUUGUCAAUCCUGGCUCGUUUCGUUCGGGCAAUGCCUUCGCCUGGACGACCUACUAUCCUGCCACACGACGGACCGAGCCGAGCGAACUGCCGUUGAACUGA